This is a messenger RNA of Astrephomene gubernaculifera, 3104 nucleotides long. Lineage: Eukaryota; Viridiplantae; Chlorophyta; Chlorophyceae; Chlamydomonadales; Astrephomenaceae. The record is from the annotation of a GenBank genome assembly.
AUCCAUGACACGCGAAAAGCUAGACCCAACUUCUUUCCUAUGAAGCCCAGAAAAUCUGACCAAACUGUCACAUCAGGCUUUAGGCUAUCAACUGAACAAAGGACUUCGUUUUAACAGGAUCACCUAGGGUCGUCCAGAUCUGGCACUGUUGCUUGAACCAUAGCUUUGGAACGUAGGGGCACAAUGGCUGCCGACAGCCAGGAUGCCAUGGCCUCGCCGCUGUCACUCAUCUCCAGCUUCUGGCGCGACUUUGACCUCGAGGGAAUGCGUGCAAAGCUGGACGAUGUCGCCUUGAAAGUUGCAGAGCACCAGGAAGAGUCCACACAGAAUCGACGCAAGCUUGCCGAGGCCACGCGCGAGUUUAAGAAGAACAACGAAGCUGUCAGCAAGACUGUUGGGCCGCUGCUAAAACAGUAUCAGGAGGAGAUUGACCGUCUAACUAAGCGCGCGAAGCAUGGCGAAACCGCGUAUUUGGACCUCUACCAGAAGCUCUAUGAAGCGCCCGAUCCAGCUCCCGCGUUGGCGCUAUCCUUCGCACACGCUUCUCGCGCCACCGACCUGGAGGCACAGUGCAAAAAGCUAGCGACUGAGCUUGCGGAAUACAAAGCCGAAUCGGCACAGAUUAAGAACCAGGACCUUACAGUCCGCAAGCUGGAGGAGAAGGUCCGGUCUUUGGAAGCGCAUGUGGAGGAGAAGGACCGGGAGCUUCAGGAGGUUCGCCAGCGUGCCGUUGCGGAGGCGGAUGCCGCACGUGUUGCCGCCAUGCAGAGCCGCGAGGCCGAGCUGGAGGCCAUGCUGAGUCAGGCGCAGGCCAGCCUGGCGGCCAUGCAGAAGCUCUACACGGGCGCGGAAAACCAGCUGUUCGCCAUCCAGUCUCAGAGCGAGGAGGAGCGCAUGGGGCGGCAUGCGGAGCUGGAGCUGGCAUCCGCGGAGCUGGAGCGGGCGCAGGAGCGCUUGGCGACGCUUGAACGCGAACGCAACGCCCUGGUGGCGAAGCUGCAGCAAGACGCAGCAGCAGCGGGCGUCGGGUCGCCAGCGACCCAUGGGUCAGCCGGUGGCGCCCACCGCAGCAGCGGCGGCGGCUCAGCGGCGGCUGCCGCUAGCAUUGAGGAGACGUUGCGUGCUGAGCUGGGUUCGCAGCGGGAGCUUGCGUCACGGCUAAGAAGCGAGCUGCUGUCGGUGCGUUCGGAGUUUGAGGAGGCUCGGGAGAUGCUGGAGGCGCGUGUGGAGGGUCUGAAGGCGACGCUGGCGGCAACAGAGCAGCAUGCGGCUGCGCUGGAGGAGGAGCUCGCGGCGAGGCCUACACAGGCGCAGAUGGAGGAGCUCCGGCAACAGCUGCGAGUGCUGCAAGCCAUCGGGUACAACACCUUGGAUGUGGAGGCCGACGACGAUGUCACCCGCAACAGCAGCACCCGCACCGGUGCCAAGGGCGGCGCAGCAGCAUCAGGUGGCGCUGCGGAUGGCGGUUCCAGGGCCGGCGGGAGCGGCGGUUCAUCUUCCCUGGGUGCUCCGGGGUCGCUGGAGGCCUUGCUGCUGUCUAAGAACCGGCAUCUGGAGCACGAGGUGACGAUGAUGAAGCUGCGGGUGGUGGAUGUACGGCAGGAGGCGGAUGCGGCGUUGGCACAUGCAGCGGAGGUGGAGGCGCAGCUGGCGGAGCAGGUUGCUCUUGUACGACAACUGGAGGAGGAUUUGCUAGCCAGUCGGGCAGCAGAGCAACGCCUGGCAGGAGGAGGUGCCGGUGGAGCGGGCGGCGUAGGAGCAGCCGGCUCCGCUAACGACGGCGUAGCAGGCCUGGCCUCAGCCUCCGGCGCCGCUGCUGACGGCGAGGACGGCGACGCCAGCAUGCUGCGCGUGCUGUGCGCCCAACGCGACCGCUUCCGCGCGCGCGUGCACGACCUUGAAGAGGAGCUCACGCGGCUGCGGGCGGAGCUGGCGGCCACCAAGAGCGCUGCGGCGGCGGCCAAGGCGGAUAACAUUGCGCUUGUGGAGAGGCUGAGGUAUGUGCACUCGCGCAGUGGUCCCUCCGCUGCCGGCGCGGGCGCCGCCGGGGGGCGAAACGCCAAGGCAGGCGGCGGUGGCGGUGCUGACGUGGAGACGGGUGCCGAGGUGGAGCGGCGGUACGGCAGGAUGUACGACGAGGGUAUCAACCCCUUCAAGGAGUUCAAGGAGCAACAGAAGGAGCGACAGAAGACCGCCAUGGGGUUCGUGGACAAGGCUAUGUACAUGCUGUCCCAGCUGGUGUACGGCAACUCCGCCGCGCGCAUGUUUGCAUUCGUGUACCUGGCGCUCAUGCACGCGCUGGUGUUUGUCAGCAUGAUGCGCAUGACGCACCACUCCAGCCACCAGCUCUACUCGCACACUCAGUCGGUGCUCGGCGACGCUCGCCACGACGCCACCGCCGCCAUGCAUCAUGAGGCGGUGGCAGGCGUGCCGCUCAGGCAGUUGCCGUGAAACACAAGGCAUACGGCACGUGUUAUACAUACCGAUAGCAGCAUAGCUUGGUUAGGCACUUGCGUGUAACGCAGAAGUUGGAAUGGUAGUUAGUGGGAUUAGUGGGACCGCGGGCCGGGAAUUCGUUAGGAAGGCGCUGCGCCGCUGGCUGGUGUAUGGGGUGACGGGGAUGCAUGGUGUUGGGCAGGGAUGCAGGAUGACAUGGCGCCAGCGUGAUAUGCCCCUUCCACAUGAAAUAGACUGUUGCCCCCCAUGCCGUUUGCCUGGGCCCUCUGGCCAAGCGAGUACGGGUUGCUAUUUUGGUGUUGCUCUAGCUCUUAAACGGUCCCGUGGUCUGUUACGGGGGCAAGUCCCGAGCGGUCUCAAACAGACCGACUAGGUAUGGCUGGGCAUGGCGAGGUUAACUAGGCAUGCGCACUCGGAUACUUAGUACCUAAGCUGCUGUGGAGGAUAGGGAGCAAGCAGAAGGAGUGUGUAAGAGUUCCAGCUGGUUCUAACAGUUAUUUUAACGUGUUUGGGAAUGGCUGCCUUUUCCCGUGGAAUUCAAGCUGACCCAUCUGCUCGAGUUAUUGCCUUGCGUCUUGGGGGCGGUGUUAUGGCGUGUUGCAGUACGGCUGUACGGCAUCAUACGGUACGGCAGGUUAAGAUUACGG